AUGCCAACCACAACAACUAUCUUAUUGCUCUCAAUAAUAAUACUCCUCUGUUUUCCGGGUACAAUAAAACCCGAAAACCCGUGCCCGUAUCCAUGUUACCCACCACCAACCGGAAGUGGAACCGUCACUCCAACAACUCCUUCAAUUUCAACAACACCACCACAAUCUGGAUUACCAUACCCACCACCUUCUGGUAAUUACCCUUAUAAUCCAACACCAUCUUAUGGCGGCGGCGUUGACGGAGGCAACAACAACAACAACGGUGGUGUUUAUGGCGCUCCACCACCACCGGAUCCGAUUCUACCUUACUAUCCAUACUACUACAAAAACCCUCCCAACAAACCUGAAGACUCUUCAGCAUCAUCAAUCACUGUGGAGAAUAAAUUAAUUGGGAUGAUUUUCACUACUUGUCUUUUAUUUUUAAUUCUUUGUUUUGUAUAA
Cicer arietinum (chickpea) is the source of this 441-nucleotide messenger RNA. The record is from RefSeq and is a predicted model, not a curated record. Lineage: Eukaryota; Viridiplantae; Streptophyta; Magnoliopsida; Fabales; Fabaceae.